UGGAUUAUUCUUCAUGUGUAGUUUUGGACUUGAACAGAUUUGUGCUGAUCCAACAGAAGCUGCGUCACAAGGAUCCGGUCCCGAACUCUGGCUGAAGGUGAUGGAACCCUGAUGGAACCCUGAUGGAACCCUGGCCGUUGGCAGCGCAGUCAGUGUCGGGUGAAACGUCUCAACAGCUCCAACGGUUCGGAACUUCCAACGGUUCUGAGAACAGCAGGCGGUCAUCUUUGGCGAUCCCGUUCUAGAGACAAAAGCAUGGAUGUUGGUGGAAGCUCCCUCCCUGAAUGCAUCAACCCUAAUAACUUUCCUGCCAAACUGUGGCGUUUGGUGAACAACCCGACAAAUAAAGCCAUCAGCUGGGACCGCGACGGCACGUUCAUCAUCAUUGACCAACACCUGUUCGAGCGACAGAUCCUCUCUCCUGGCACCAUCUCCUCGGACAGCCCUGACGCCUUCAAGACCACCAACUUCUCCAGCUUCGUCCGUCAGCUCAACCUGUACGGCUUCCGCAAGGCCGACCCAGCUGUCACAGACACCUACCACUCCGCCGGGGACAGUGGGGCGUACCAUUACUUCCACAACCCAAACUUCAAGAGGAAUUACCCUGAACUUGUUGCAAGCCUGAGGAGACUCACUGUCGACAAUAAAGCCAAGAUACAAGCUGGUCUGAACGUGAACUGUCGGCCCCCGAGUCGAUGGCAGCGAUUGAGUGGAGGUGACAUUGGCAAAGACAAAUUUGGGAAAAGAGGCAGUUCUUCCCUGCUUAGCGCCGCACAUCAGGAGUCGACUCAUCCUUACCAUUCAAGUAAAGCCCAGGCCAUGACGGUGCACAAUGGAACCCCAGUCCCACCACGAUACCUGAUAAGGGGUCAUGGUGCAGCUCUUUCUCCUACUGUCUUUGCUACAGACAAAGGGAUACCAGUAUCCUUAAGCCACCACUACGCUGGAGUAGCCUCAAGCUCCAAUGCUGUGCACGUUCCGCAGGGUUUACUGGCCCAUGCAAACCCCGGUAAUCAAAAUUGUGCCACUUUUAAUCCUCCUAAUGCACAAUAUCAGCCUGGCUUCUACUCCACAGUUUGCCAUUGCUACCAGCCGAACCUUGUGGCGCCACAUAUGACAUAUAGUGGGCUUCAGACGGGGUUGUUCUCUCCUCAAGGCUAUUACCAGGCAAGAUAUCCUGCCAAUGUGUUGUGUCGUGGGGACCACAUCCAGGACCCACAGAACAAGGACAACCAGGAAGUGAAAAAAUGUGAAAUUAACUUGGACACAAUUUUCCAGAUUGCAGAUGAGGUGAUGCAAACUCCGCCCAGUAGCUGUCUGGUUAGAGUUGUGAACCCAGAGAAUCCAGGCCCAGUCUUAGUGCCUUCUUCCAACACCUGCAACACCAUGCUGAGUGACAACGCUGCCAGCUCCAUGCAAGCUGACCCUUUUUGCUCUGGACCCAUUAUAACGUCUGCAUCAGGCAAUGUUGAUCUAGUCGCAUACGGACAGCAGGAGCCGUCUGUGCUUUCAGUGCCUGAGCAAAUGCCUGAAGAUGCCAUAUUUGAGGUAAGUCUCUACACUGAAGUUUUCCUCAAGACAUUCAGCUUUAUCUUGUAUUAUUGUUUGCUGUGGUUUCCUCUGUGCCCGGCAAGGUUACCAGUGAUGAUGCAAAGGAUACUAAGGUCAAAGGUGUCGAGGUUAGCGACGCUCUCUUGGAUACCAGUCAGGCUUACAGCAGCAGCUGCAAAGACAAUACCCCAGAUAUUUAGGUCAUCACUGCAACAGCUUUAUUGGCAGAUGGUUAUAUUCCUCGAUUAGAUCUCAGCUUGUUGAUUUGAUUGGGAUGUGACAGGGAGUCUGGAUUCACUCCAGUAUGUGAUCUUAAGUUGUGACUGUAACCAGACUUUAUUCUCCAUUUGAAUGAUUCUUUGUUGUAUAAACGUUUGUUGCUCAAUUCUAAUUUAAGUCUUGUUAAAUGUACAUUAUAUGCAUUUUCAUAGUAGUGUUUUUCCUUAUUGUUAGUGACUCUGGACGAUACAUUAAUUUGAGGAACACAAAG
Messenger RNA from Dicentrarchus labrax (European seabass), 2041 nucleotides. It is a transcript of the gene hsf5, whose product is annotated as heat shock transcription factor family member 5. The coding region runs from base 256 to 1800 and encodes 514 amino acids. Lineage: Eukaryota; Metazoa; Chordata; Actinopteri; Moronidae. Gene Ontology annotation, molecular function: DNA-binding transcription factor activity; sequence-specific DNA binding. Gene Ontology annotation, biological process: regulation of DNA-templated transcription. The transcript has 6 exons. The record is from RefSeq and is a predicted model, not a curated record.